This is a messenger RNA of Linum tenue, 1697 nucleotides long. The record is from the annotation of a GenBank genome assembly. NCBI's taxonomy places the organism in Eukaryota, Viridiplantae, Streptophyta, Magnoliopsida, Malpighiales, Linaceae.
UAACAUCAAUCGGCAGCCAAGAGAGGAAAAAUUAAAUAAUAAAAGGAGGAAAAAGAUUUUAUUUAUUUUCUUUCUUGCAUAAGAAUUUGGUUUCUGGAAACUGUGACAAUACACUACUACUGCUGCGUCUAUCCUGUUUCGCUCCUUUUCUUCUUACUCUGCCUCUUCCCCUGCCUGCCAUAUCCUUUUCUCUUCUUCUUCCCAUUGCGCCAUUAUUGUUGCAGCCUUUUCUUUGCGGCCGCCUUCCUCCUGUUGAAGGUGAGUCCAAUCGACCACCAAAUGGCCGGCGGCGGCGGCGGCCACAGGGACCUAGGGCCGGCGUGGUUGAAACCAAUGCUGAGAGCGAGCUACUUCCACCCCUGCCCUUUCCAUGGCGAUUCCAACAAGAGCGAGUGCAACAUGUUCUGUUUGGACUGUACCGGGAGUGCUCUCUGCUCUUAUUGUUUGAUCAAUCAUAGAGACCACCGUAUUGUUCAGAUUCGGCGAUCUUCGUACCAUAACGUGGUGAGAGUGAACGAGAUACAGAAGUACAUAGACAUUGCCUGCGUCCAGACCUACAUUAUCAACAGUGCCAAGAUUGUGUUCUUGAACGAGAGGCCGCAGCCUAGGCCAGGAAAAGGGGUUACCAACACUUGCGAGAUAUGUUGCAGGAGCCUCCUCGAUUCCUUCCGGUUCUGCUCUCUCGGCUGCAAGCUGGGAGCCAUGAAGCGAGGGGAUCGAACCCUCACAUUCUCACUUCUGAAUAAGCACAACCACAGAGAUCACUUCCUCGGAGGGUUCGACUCUGAUGACUACGAUGACGAUGAAUCGUCCACUCCCAAGAAGAUUCGGAGGACGAAUUUCUUCAAUCGCAUGAUGGACAGGCUAUCCAUCCACUCUUUCAACAGCGGCGAUGGAAGAGACAGCUCAGGUGAUGAAGCUGCAACCAACAUUUCCCCAUCGACUCCCCCCAUCUUCAAUCAUCGCAAUGCCAGGAGGAGGAAGGGCAUUCCUCAUCGCGCCCCAUUUUGACAGCCUUCCUCCAAUAUGCUAUGAAGAUAAAACCACAGGGAGGAGGGUUGUUUCCAUGCAGCACUUGGUAGUAGUGUGUAGUGAAGCAGUAACCUUAUACACAGAUAAAUACAUACGGUAGGAGUUGGUAUAGUUUGCUUUCUGGGUUGUAUAUAAUAUAUUCAGCUAGCAAGGGUAGUAGUGAUGAUGCUCUGAUAAUUAUGAGCUGGUGGUCAGUCUUAUAUAUGCAGUCUCUUUUCCCUUUCGUGAUAUAAGUUACUAGGGUAUUGUAGGAAUGAUGGGUAGUAAGUAACCCAGUACUGAGAACUGUAUAUAUGUAUAAUGCAGGUAUAGAUGUUUGGUUGAUGUGUAUACCAAUACAGGCAGCUUUGUGUAAAAGCUUAUGGCCUAUGGGAUACUUCUCUGUACAUGUACACUUGUGUAACAAGUAACACCAAGUAGUCUUUGUACAGGAAAGAAGUGAAUGAUAUUUCACAGCUUGGUUAGGUGUCAUUGUCUUAUUGGGAAUCGAUGGAUUAGGUUAGAAUGUGAUGUUGCUAUGGUAUUAAUGAUGUUUGUGGUGAAUUAGGAGGACUAAUUGUGGUUUCUUUUGAUGUUGUGCUAGGAAUGGUUGCUGUUUGUUGAUCCUGUACUGGUCAGGUCAUACUGGUCAGGACUUAUUAUGAUCUAUUGCUCUCUGUAGUGCC